UGUUUGUGUCAAGGUCAAGUCAAGUGUCAAAUUUGUGUAUUUUUAUUUUUUAUAUUUGCGUUUUGAUUUUAUUCAAGGAAAUUAAAAAGAUUAAUUAAGAAAAACCCAUGGGCUCAUACGUAAUGAGUACCCAGGAUCAGGAUAGUAGUCAAAAUAACAUAUCUGAUGAUGAUGUGUUUAAAAUAUUAGUAGCAACGGAUAUACAUUUGGGUUACGCAGAAGAAAACCCGGUAAGAGGACAUGAUACAUUCGAUACUUUCGAAGAAAUACUUCAGCAUGCCGUUAAAAAUGAAGUAGAUUUUAUUCUGUUAGGUGGUGAUUUGUUUCACCACGCACAACCUAGUCCAUAUUGCAUCCAAAAAUGCUUGGAGCUCAUGAAAAAAUAUUGCUUGGGAGAUAGGCCUGUAUCCAUAGAAUUUUUAUCGAAUCCUUCGCAAAAUUUUACCCAACAUGCAAAUGAGACCGUUAAUUAUGAAGAUCCAAAUUUGAAUGUUUCUCUUCCUGUAUUUUCUAUACAUGGCAAUCAUGAUGAUCCUACAGGCAAGAAACAUAUAUCAGCUCUAGAUAUAAUAUCAACUUCUGGACUUGUUAAUUACUUUGGCAGAUGGGAAAACUUAGAUAAAGUAGACAUAACUCCUAUUCUACUCCAGAAAGGAAAAUCUAAAUUAGCUCUGUAUGGACUUUCCCAUAUUAGAGAUGAAAGAUUAGGAAGAUUGUUUAUAGACCAAAAAGUAGAAAUGUUGUCCCCAAAGGACAAAGACGAUUGGUUUCAUUUGCUGGUUUGGCAUCAGAACCGAGCCACAAGAGGAUCAAAGAAUUUUAUACCUGAUGAUUGUCUUCCAGAUUUUUUAAAUCUAGUAAUUUGGGGACAUGAACACGAUUGUAGAAUAGAGCCAGAGAGGAAACUUAAUGAUGUUUUUAUAUCUCAACCAGGCAGUUCAGUUGCUACUUCUUUAAUUGAAGGCGAAUCAGUUACUAAAAAAGUAGGAAUAUUGAAAAUUCAUGAAACUAACUUUAAAAUGGAACCAGUGGAACUACAAACGGUUAGGCCUUUUAAAUAUGCAGAAAUGAAUCUAAGUAAUGAAGAGCUAUUGGUUAUUGACAAAAAAUCAUUGAGUGAACAAGCUAUGCAAGUUGUAGGUGCCAAAGUAGACGAAAUGAUACAAGAAGCUAAGAACUUAAAGCAUACUAAAAAAGUUAGCGAAAAGCCGUUGAUCAGAUUAAUUGUCAAAUACAAAGAUGAGGAUGUUGUCUUCAAUUCUAUCAGAUUUGGACAGAUGUAUGCAGAUAGAGUAGCAAAUUCAGAUAAUAUGAUCAAAUUCCAGUUAAUUAAAGAAUGUUCUACACGAAGGAGACUCAAUCAAAAUCAAGGAGCCGAUGAGAUUUUGGAAGGGCCAGUAUUAGUCGAUCGAGUUGAAGAUAUGGUUUCGGACUAUUUUACGGAACAUAAAGUUCUAGGUUUAUUUCCGUUAAAUAUAUUAAAUGAAGGUGUAAAGAGAUUUAUAGACUCGAAUGAUACUAACGCAAUAGCCGACUUAAAAGACAAUGUUAUUAAAGAGAUGAUGACAAAACUCGAACUGGAUCUUCCUGAAGUUGAAGACACUCUGGCUGCCAUCGCAGCGAUAAGGGAUAGUAUGGAAGCAGACUCUCUUGCUUUUGUAAAUAGAGUUUUGGGUGACCCAAAAAGAAAGAAGAAGAAGAAGGCUAGUGAGGAUAAUGAUGAUGAGGAUGAUGGCUCUAUCGAAGAUGAUAACAGUGAUAACGAAGUCGCCACAAAUAAAAAACAGACUACAAAAGCAAGAGGUGGUCCGAGAGGGCGACGAGGUAGAGGAGCAGGGCCGUCUCGAGAUAAUGACACCCAGAUAACUGAAGACGACAGUAAUAAUGACAAUUUCAGUAACAGUGAUAACGAAGUCGCCACAAAUAAAAAACAGCCCACAAAAAAACAGCCUACGAAAGCAAGAGGUGGUGCUCCGAGAGGACGAAGAGGUAGAGGAGCAGGAUCGUCUGGAGAUAAUGACGCCCAGGUAACUGGAGACAACAGUAAUAGUAAUAAAUAUGGUUUAUUUGGAGGCGGCGGGAGAGGACGCAAAGGCAAAAGGUAAAGGAGCUACUUUUAGGGGGGCACGGAGAGGAGCUAAUAAAAAUUAAUACAUUAAUAAUUAUUUAUAAGACCCUUUGUUACUGUUACGUUUCUGUUAGAGUCACUUUUUGUACAGUUACAUUUCUGUUAUUGUUUAAGAGCUACUUCUGAGCUAAGAAAAACUAAUAUGUUCAUGGUUUUUAAGACCUUUGGUUACUGUUACGUUUUUGUUAGAUUCACGUUUUUUAGAAUUACGUUUAAUAUUUUGUUUUUGAGAAGAUUUUGUUUUACUGUUUAAGAUUUUGUUAUAACAGUCAGUAAAUCUUUUAAUACAAAAGUAUUCUCUAGUUUAAUAAACCUUAUAUUUAAGUAAAA
Diabrotica virgifera virgifera (western corn rootworm) is the source of this 2458-nucleotide messenger RNA. It is a transcript of the gene mre11, whose product is annotated as double-strand break repair protein MRE11. Gene Ontology annotation, molecular function: DNA endonuclease activity; manganese ion binding; 3'-5'-DNA exonuclease activity. The record is from RefSeq and is a predicted model, not a curated record. The transcript has 3 exons. Bases 108 to 2105 code for a protein of 665 amino acids. Gene Ontology annotation, cellular component: Mre11 complex; nucleus. Gene Ontology annotation, biological process: mitotic G2 DNA damage checkpoint signaling; double-strand break repair via nonhomologous end joining; mitochondrial double-strand break repair via homologous recombination. NCBI's taxonomy places the organism in Eukaryota, Metazoa, Arthropoda, Insecta, Coleoptera, Chrysomelidae.